Sander lucioperca (pikeperch) is the source of this 3316-nucleotide messenger RNA. RefSeq names its product serine/threonine-protein kinase 32C. The record is from RefSeq and is a predicted model, not a curated record. The coding region runs from base 351 to 1706 and encodes 451 amino acids. Gene Ontology annotation, biological process: regulation of signal transduction; G protein-coupled receptor signaling pathway; protein phosphorylation. Lineage: Eukaryota; Metazoa; Chordata; Actinopteri; Perciformes; Percidae. Gene Ontology annotation, molecular function: G protein-coupled receptor kinase activity; G protein-coupled receptor binding; ATP binding. The transcript has 12 exons.
CGACGCAUCCCCGACAAACAGAAGUCUCUCUGUUUGGCUGGCGUGCUACGGAAGACAACUGAACACUACCAGUACCGAGUGAUAUAUUAAACAUCCAACUGUAACAAACCGAACAGUCUUUUGUUUGAAAAUAUUUAACAGUCCGUCGGUACUUGCUACACUUGCUCUAGCCUGGUUUAGAGAGACUUUAAGUCGCGGCGCUCACGUUUUCGGCAGAAUAAAUAUCGGAUAAAGAAAGCAAAAAUAACGGACACGGUUUGGGUGAAAUGUAUGGUUAGUAUUACUGUCUUUUGAGGAGGGUGUGAGCUGUAGUUUCUCCUCAAGAGGCGAGGAAUGCUAUCUGAGCACCGAUGUUUCACUGGGGCAAGUGGAAGAAGAGGAUGGGAGCCAAUAGUUCUUCAAAGAGACCAGUUUUCGAUGAAAAGGAAGAUGUAAACUUUGACCACUUCCAGAUAUUGCGGGCCAUUGGCAAAGGGAGCUUUGGAAAGGUAUGCAUUGUGCAAAAGAGGGACACCGAGAAGAUGUACGCCAUGAAGUACAUGAACAAACAGCAGUGCAUAGAGAGAGAUGAGGUCCGAAACGUCUUUAGAGAGCUUGAGAUCCUACAGGAAAUUGAACAUGUUUUUUUAGUAAAUCUCUGGUACUCAUUCCAGGAUGAGGAGGACAUGUUUAUGGUGGUGGACCUCCUGCUGGGAGGAGAUCUGCGCUACCACCUGCAGCAGAGCGUCCAGUUCAGCGAGGACGCUGUCAAACUCUACCUCUGUGAGAUGACACUGGCAAUGGACUACCUGCAGAACCAGCACAUCAUCCAUAGAGAUGUCAAGCCAGACAAUAUCCUGUUGGAUGAGCAAGGUCACGCUCACCUGACAGACUUCAACAUAGCAACGAUAAUAAAGGAUGGAGAGAGAGCCACAGCCUUAGCUGGAACCAAGCCCUACAUGGCCCCAGAGAUCUUCCAGUCCUUUGUAAGUGGAGGGACUGGCUACGCCUAUGAAGUAGACUGGUGGUCAUUAGGGGUGACCAUCUUUGAAGUGCUGCGUGGAUGGAGGCCCUAUGACAUCCAUGCCAGUAACUCUGUGGAGUCCCUGAUGCAGCUCUUCAGUACAGUCAGUGUCCAGUACAGCCCGGCCUGGCCCAAGGACCUGGUUUCCCUCUUGAGGAAGCUACUGACAGUGAAUCCAGAGCAUCGUUUCUCCAGCCUGUCUGACAUGCAGACAUCUCCCUACCUCGCUGAUGUCAACUGGGACGCCGUGUACGAGAAGAAGAUGGAGGCCGGAUUUGUUCCUAAUAAAGGGCGGCUCCACUGCGACCCCACCUUUGAGCUGGAAGAGAUGAUCCUGGAGUCGCGUCCCCUUCACAAGAAGAAGAAGAGGCUGGCCAAGAAUCGGUCUCGAGACAACAGCAAGGAUUCACAGUCUGAGAAUGACUACCUACAGGAGUGCCUUGACGUGGUGCAACAAGAGUUCAUGAUCUUCAACCGUGAGAAGUUGAAAAGGCGUCCAGAGGAGGGUCAGUCAGAGGAGGCCGGUGGCGAUGAUGCCAGUGGAGACGGGGACGGAGAGGCCGGGGACGGAGAGGCUGAAGGCGGGGCCACCGACGAUGAUGCACCAGAGCCAGAACCUGAUCCGGAGCCGGAGCCGGAGCCUGAGUCCUCCUCCAAACGGAGCAUGUGCGGCUCGGUCUGCUCCUCCCCUGGCAGCUGCUAGCGCCACAUCGCCUGACAGUGACGAUCGCAGGUCUCUCUGGCCGCUGCAGUGUUUGUGCCAUGCCAAUAAAUACACCCUCACUUCUCUCCUCUGUUGUAGCCAGGAGCAGAGGAAACGCACAGACUGACGCAGAGCAGGACCCAAAAUGGCUCCCACCAUUUCCCCUCCUUUUUUCCUUCUGUAGCAUUCUUCUGGUAGGGCAUGAAUGAAGCAGAUUUCCAGAGAGUCCCCGCCUACUGUACCCAUCUGCCCUAGAGUAAGCUCUAACUUCUAUGCAAUGUUACAGUAUAGCAUGACUAUAUAAGGUAUCACUUACUAGGAGGUGUUGUUCAUGAGCAGAAAGCUCCACGAGCAUGAUGACAUCCCGAGCAAAAGCAGUCCGCGUUUUUUGGGGGGUUGUUGGUUUCGGUGGAGACGCCUCCCCUCUCAGCCUUCCUGUUCAAAAUCUGAUGGGGACGACUGAAUUAUUCAGCACACGCAAGCACUCAGUUUAAGUUAUUGCCUGUGUCUUCAGUUCACUCUCCCACCCAGCCUCUUUCAUAACGUGUGCCCUAAUUUAGAACAAUAGUUUCUCCUGGAGCACCUUCCUCCUGUUGCGAGACACAUUUUCGUUUCAGUCCCCCAAGAAAGUGUGGCUGGUUUCAUGUUGGUAACCUGUUUAAAGUGGUACCUGUUAAUGAUAAUCCGUAAUCGUUAUUCACGCUGUAGCCAUGGAUGCAUUAUAGGUCAGAAUGUUAGUUUGAUUUUCCGAUUUAAGUGUUCGACUACUAUUCUUUCUCUGAGCUUUUUUUUUUUAGGAUGAUAAGGUACUGCAAUUUAUGGGAAAUCAGUACAGCAAUCAGAAUGAAAGGCUUUUGCUUGUCACCGUGUCCUUAAUGGUUACCAAGAUGUAGUAUUUUAGCCCUGCACCAUGCUCUGACACAGAAAGCAUUCAGAAACUGCUCUGGGUAAUACUGUAAAUGGCAAUCACCAACAAUCACAUUUUUAAGAAUAUGUUAGAAAGCUGUGUUUACUUGACUAGACAUCAUCAUCUCUUUAAGUGCUUGGUUAGUAUGAAGAUCAUCUCCCUGUAGAGCUUGUUUCAGGGCUGUGCUUAAAUGUGUAGCUGUGCCCUGUUGGUACUUCAAACUGUAUAGAUGAGCUAGUCUAAGACUGUCAUAGUGAUAUUGGUACAUUUAUGGUGAUACCAUUAAUCUCAGUCUGAACACCUGGGAACAUGUAGCAAAGGUUCACCUUAAAACCCUAAGGCCUAAUAGAAUGAAAACCAUGUAAAUAGCAUACAGUGUAGGUAAUUCAACUCACCACAGUUUUAUGUGGGACUGCGAACUCGACAUAUAAACUAAAGAAAGAGCUGUGUGGAGCUUCAUACUGCUUCGUUCUACUCUUCUUUCCAAGUGUGCAGGCACAACUUGUAGGCAAAAUAUGCCAAAGCUUUUCUACCAUUUGCAUAACCAUUUCUAAGGAACUUUAAAUGUGUGCGUGUAUGUCUCUUUUUUUCCCAGUAUAACAUAAAGUCAAUGUUCCUUCUACAAGUGAAAAUACUAUCAUUUAUACAAUCAUAUUGUGAUUAUGUAUAAAGUAUCUAUUUCAGGUAAGAGGGGGGCCUUAAA